CCACCCUAUUUUAUGCCCCAUAUCCAACAUAUCUACGUCUAUCCCACUGAAAAAGUGCUCAAAAUAUUGGAAAUAAUCAAUAAAUAACCAUGACGUUGGACACAAAACCAGCGGUCAAACGGGUCGCUUCAAAGCCGGAUGUCAAGAAAUUUCCAUUCUUCCAUCCGUUCUCACGAAGAUUACAUAUCUGCCUGCUAUGUAUGGCGGGAUUUUGCUGCACAACAUUCAUGCGAAUGCAUAUCGCGAUCUCCAUGACUUGUAUGAUAAACUCCACUGCGUUGGCUUUAGAAAGCGCAGUUUUUCCAGAAGCUUUCGAAAAUAGCUCGUCGAUUUUUGAAGAGCUGGAGCCAGUGUCAAACGGAGCUUGCUCGUCGAAUGCUGAUGUAAAUAAAAAGGUUGUCGUGGACUAUGGCGGUCAAUUGGUAUGGAACAGUCAAGAACAAAAUCUGAUUUUCUCCGGAACAUUCUGGGGAUCCAUUAUCACUGUGCUUCCAUCAAUGUUCUUCAUCAACAGAUAUUCGCCAAGAUAUGUGCUUCAGGCAGCCGUUGGGUGUUAUAUUCUUAUGACAGCCAUCACUCCAUACAUCGCAACACGAUUUGGGCCAUAUCCAGUUUUUAUCUCAAGAGUUAUUAUGGGAUUAGGGGAGGGAUUCAUCCUCCCAGCAAACAAUGCAAUUCUUGCAAACUGGUUCCCAAGUGCCGAACGAAGUACAGCGAUAUCUCUAUUCACAACUGGUAAUCAAAUGGCUGGCGCUGGAGGAAACCCUGUUGCAGCAUCGCUUUGUGCGUCCUCUUUCGGGUGGCCAUCGAUUUUUUAUUUUGCAAGUAUUGUAUCAACGAUUUGGUCAGUUUGCUGGUUCCUUACCGCAUCGAAUCAACCAUCAAAAUGCAAAGUAAUGACAAAAACCGAAAGGGAUUAUUUGGACGCAAAUGUUGUCCGACGAUCUAAUAAAACUAAUCGAUCUCUGGUAGUACCCUACUCAAAAAUCCUGAAGUCCCCCGCGUUUCUUGCUCAACUUCUAUGUCAAUUUGUCAUCAACUUCAUAGUCACCUUACUGCAAAUUUACCUUCCAAACUAUUUCAAGGAUGUCCUUCAUUUGGGAGUUAUUGCUAACGGCACCUACACAUCUGUUCCGAACAUUGUCAACUUUGCACUGAAAAUCGUGUGGGGAAUUACGAUUGAUAGGGCAAAGGAGAAGAAAAUUAUCAGCGGAACAUUUGGGGUCAAGCUGUCACAGUCUAUUGCGAAUUUCGGCGGUGCCCUGUUUCUGAUCCUAAUCACCUACUUUGUCGAUUGCACAAACCCAACCCUAGGAUUCGUAUUCUUCUGCAUGAUGUAUGGCUGCAUGGGAACUCUAGUCAGUGGAUUCUACACAUCGCUUCUCUCCCUGGCACCCAAGUACACAGCAACAAUGUCUUCGAUUUCUGUAUUUUGCGCAAUGAUGGGACGAUUGGCCACACCUGCUAUUGUUGGGCUCAUCAAGAAACAGAACACCCUAUCCGAAUGGCAAACAUUGUUCCUUGUAUGUGCAGCUGCGAAUAUUAUCUGUGGAGCUGUAUUUUUAGUUUUUGGAUCAGGCGAGCUCCAAGAAUGGGGACUCGAAGACGAGGCGAAGGAAAUGAAGACGCUUGCUGAAAAGACUCCGUUGGCAAGCAUCCAGAACUUGCCAGCAGAUACCGAAGACCAAGACAUCUUCCAAUCAGCGUUGGAUAUGGAGAUUCCGGAGAUUCAGCUCAAUGAGAUCACUCUCACCACAGAAGAACGUCAACGAUUCCAGAGAAGAAUCCGAGAGGACUCCAUGUGUUUAUAAAACUUUUUGCAAUUCCUAAAUACUUACCAUUAUUUUUGCCCAAUCAGGUUAAUGAUCUCUAUCGUGUAGUUUUCCCCUUUUAGUUCCAGUUCUGCUGUGAUAUUUAUUUAUUUUUGCGAAUACAUUUCAAUUCCUAA
Molecule: messenger RNA, 1948 nt
Organism: Caenorhabditis elegans
Lineage: Eukaryota; Metazoa; Nematoda; Chromadorea; Rhabditida; Rhabditidae
Gene: slc-17.4
Product: Major facilitator superfamily (MFS) profile domain-containing protein
Exons: 13
Coding region: 90-1811 (573 amino acids)
Biological process (GO): transmembrane transport
Cellular component (GO): membrane
Molecular function (GO): transmembrane transporter activity
Source: RefSeq, marked reviewed